UUGAACGCACUGAAGUCGGAGAUUUUUUAAUUCCCAGUUGUUUUGAACGUGGCACAAGAGUGACGUUGCUGGUAGCAUACACGUAGCCUAGUAGGAUGUGUUCAUUGAAUAUGGCGGCUGUGUUUCAGCCUCACUGUCCUGUACAUUUCCAAGUCAGAGCUCAACCUCUUCAGUGACGUCACUAUCGAGUGGCCUGGUCCUUGGACCUGUCAGAACUGCAGCCAUGCAGCCCCCUCCUCGGACCGGCCCCCCUGGUGCAUCCGGCCCCCCUCCUGCCGGCGUUGGGCCCAAUGCCUUCCGGAGGACAAGGCCCCACAAGCAUACAGGAGCAGCGGUCAUGGCGGGACUACCAGCCCAGCCCAUGACAGACCCCUUUGCAUUUGGCAGGCAAGCCCCUCCUCCUAUGGCUACAGGUCACCUGCCGCCACCCAAUAGCAGCCCUCUGCCUUUGCAAGCCCUGCCUCCCGGUAUGUACCACCAGGCUGGCAUGGGUCAGGGGCUGCACCAACCACAACCACUGGAUAGUGCACAGGCUGGGGCUGUGCCCCUUGGCCCACCACCGCCCUCUACCCCUGGGGUAAGCAUCUUAACCCCUCACGGUACUGCGUCCCCUGUCCCUUUCCCUGGACAGCAACCUGACCCGCCAGGCCAUGCACCACCAAGUGCAGAGCAGGGCUAUUUUAACUCUAGGGAGCCAGCCCCCUCGAUGACCCCAGGACACCUUCCCAUGGCCUCAGCCGCUAUGUCUGGCCAAGCGCCUUAUGGUCAGGACCACGGAGGAGACCAUCACCCUCAGGCGAUGCCCUUUAAGCCUGUGCCUCCCGUUUUGUCUCAGUGGGUGCCCGAUCAUGGGAGCCGCCCCCCGUCGGUUCAGAACUAUUUCCAACCCACUAGUGAUCCUCUACCCCAGGUUUGUAAUGCCCCUCCCCAGUCCCAAAUAUCUCCACACACACCCUUGCCCUGCAACACCCCUCCAACAAACCCCCAGCAGCAACACCAGCCCCAACCACCACCUCAGCACCCAGACAGGCCAACUAGCUCCCAGUGGCCUGACCUGGCAGGUGCGAACACACCCCAGCAACACAACGCCCAUUUUCAGGCUCAGACCUACUUCAGCCAGAGCUCAGCCACCCUGGACUCCUGGUUCAACCAGCACCCCCAGGACCUGGUCUACCACCAGAUGGGAGCUGGCCCUGGCCUGGCUCGGCCCGACUCAGCCAGAACUCACUAUCGGCACGACUCGGCCGGGUCUCACCAUGGAUCCCACUAUGGAUCUUACCAUGCAUCAACCCCUGGCCCAGCGCCGGUCCCAGCGCCGGUCCCCUUCAUCCCAGACGGCACCAUCUCCAUGUUUUUCAAAGGAAACGACGUGGAGAACGAGGAGACCCUCGCCGGAGAGGGAGCCAGAGCAGUGAAUGGGCUCCAGGACUUCCAGCCCUCCCAUAAUCACCAGCAGAUGUCAUGCCCUCAACCCCAAGCCAACCCGGUGGCGGGUGCAGAGGCCACCCACAGUUACCGUGGUCCCCCCCCACAAGCUGGCCAAUCAUUAACCUACAUGAACGAUGGUAACUUUCCUGGAGCUGGCAAACCCAUCCAGCAGAAACCUGCUGAGGCCCAGUUUGACCAUGUGGAGAACCUGGAGUGUGUGCCCAACCAGGAAGUCCUACCCAGCGAGCCCCAGAGCAACCCUGCUGUAGCAGCCGCCCACGGGGGAGAUUGCUACGAGGCAGGCCCCAAUCUGGAGACCCCCGACUCUGUCCCCCGGCCCAUACGUUCUGCCAGCGUGUCCUCUAGCUACAGCAACUUGAGCCACGGCAGCGGCACUGGUACAGUUCCACGCCGGCACCAAGGAGUGGUGGGCACCUUCAUCCAGCAGGAGAGCCCUCGGCCCUCAGAGGACGCAUUCUCCUCAGCUGCUGCCGGAGGCUACUUUGAGCAGAUUGACACCUCUCCGGCCGGGGAUAUGGCUGCUGCUUACCAGAGCAUCCCGGAGAGAAUGUGCCACAGCCAACCCCCUACGCCCAGUCCUCCCAAACCCACCGGCAUUUUCCAGGCUAGUGCCAACUCCUCCUUUGAGCCUGUGCGCUCACACAGUGUCGCAGUGCGCCCAGCGGAGGUGGACCGUGCCCGGAUGGUGGCGGAGAGGGGCUCUGACUCUCUGCCUGGGAACCUGGAGCAGCCUCCAGACAACCUUGAGAAUAUCUACGGAGCAGCUACAGGGCACACUCAAGCUGGGGAUGGAGCUGGGGCACCUCCUCUUGCAUACCCUCUGAGUCACUCCCACUCCAGGCCCUCGUCCCGGGCUCAUGUGGCCCACCGGCCCUGUGAGAGCCCUGCCACCACCCUGUGGGCCCAACAUGACCCCGCUAGCCUGGGAACCAACAUCCUGCUGGUCCCCGCUGCCCCUCCGGUCCUUGCCCCACUGCGAGAGCCCAGUGCCGAGGUCAUCCAGCCCCCCGAGGAUGGCUCCUUGGACCUUCAGCCCCCUCAACGUGCCCCUCCGCCCUCCCAGCACCCCUCGGAGAACCUGGAGAACCCUCCUAAGGUGAGUGAGGGGGACACGUCUGACUCGCAGCCCAAUCUGGGCUAUGCCUCUCUCCUGGUGUCUGAAUCGCUCCACCAGCCCGUGUUGAUUGCCCCACCCACCUCCAAUUACAGCGUGAUUCCUCCCAGUAACCCUGCACUCGCAGCCAAUCAGGUCAGCCCCAGGGAGGUCACAGUACCUGUGAGGCCACCCUCACAGGCUCAAGGGGCCAGUGCCGCACAGCCCGGUCCUCCCUUGAGCUCCAAUCAGAACCCAUUAUUUGCCCCUACACCAAUGAGCUUCAGCGUCGCCUCUAGUCAGAGCCCUCUCAAUCUUGUUCGGGAUGACAGGGAAGGGGUUAAACCAGAGAUCACGCCCCCACCAUCCCAGUCCCAGCCUGCUCGCUCCCCUCUCUCAAAGGUCCAAUCAACGUGCAGAAACAACCAUUCUUCUCUACCUGUUAAUUUGCAGGCUCCUCUUCCUGCUGCUCCUGGUGCCGGCAAUUAUAAUCAGCUCUCAAAUUACGAGCUGCUUGAUUUUUCUAUGCACCAAUCUCAGAUCCCAAACCAAGCCGCAGGGCUGCCACCUCUCUCCCUCCAGCAGGGCCCGCCCCUCGCGAGUAACGCUCCUGGGUUUUACCUGCAGGUCACCAAAGAUGCUCAGCAGGUGAGUAGAGGCAAUGGGGACGCCUCCACAGCACAGAUGCCUGCCGAUCCCAUGCCCCCCCCAGUGGCCCCAAACACCCAACAACCACCCUCUGAGCCACCCAUGGUGCCACAGCCUGGGCACCAAGGCCAAGGAGAUGACCCUGCAGCCCCUCUCAGUGGAGCACCACCACCGCAAGGGCAGUACCCAACCCCGAUGCAGGGUCCUGUCACAGGGAAUGCACCCACCCCCUCUGUGGCUUAUCCUGGGCCUCGGGGACAUGUGCCUCUAGCCAACCCUCAUCCACCAGGAACCGGGGUUCCUUCAGCCCAGCCAGCCCCUACAGACCCACCGCGACCUCCCUCGUCUCUGGGAAGCCAGCUGGGGUACGGCCCACCUCCCCCAGGGCAGGUGUAUGGGGGAUACUACGGAGGUGCCUACCCGGAGUACCCAGAUGGCAGAGGAUCAUAUCUUCCUGCUCAGUACCCACCUGCACCUGUGGACCCCAGAGCACAGCAGUAUUAUCAGGAUGACCCAUACAUGAUAGCAGACCCUCGCUAUGGCAGAUAUGAAGGAGCCAACCCAGCCUACCCCCCAUACAGAGAGCCCCAGCCAGAGAGACCCAGCUCCAGAACCAGCCAGUACUCAGACAGACCCUCCUCCAGGCAAGGUUUCCCCCCUGAAGAAUAUCAGAGAGCUAACCGAAGUGCUUAUGAUGACUACUAUGCAGAGUAUUACAAAAACCAGUACGGAGACCGGAGCAGGUGGGAGGGCUACAAUGCUUCAGCAGGCACUUAUGACCCCCGCUACAGAGACUACUACGACCAGAACUAUUGGUACAACUACAACCCUGAGGCCUACCGGGGCAGGGAGGCAGCCUACUACAACCAGCAGCCCUCCCAGCAGUACCCUGCCGCUACCACCAGGCCACAGGGCUAUGACGACAAGUGGCGCUAUUAUCCUGGUUACGAUGCCAGUUUUGACGAUGACUACCGGCGGCAGAGGGACCAGUACAAGGACGAUUUUGACCGACGGAGCGUCCACAGCGAACAGUCGGCCCACAGUCUACACAGCUCCCAAAGCCAUCGCAGCCGACGCAGCAGCUUUAGCUCUCGCUCACAACAGAGCGAGGUGUACAGGUCCCAGCCUGACCUGACAGCAGUUUACGACCCCACUGUUUCUACCCUGCCUGUGGACUACUCCUAUGGACAAUACCCAGAACAGAUGGAUCCCGGACAGAGCUUCAGCCAGUACCCUUACACCUCGGGCUACCAGGCAGACAACAGCACCUGGGUCGUCGCUGAGCAGCCUCCUCCUCGUCCCGUUACUCCAGAGAAGUACUCGGUAUCCCACCGCUGUGCCCGCUUCGGGCCAGGUGGUCAGCUGAUCCAGGUCCUGCCCAACCUCCCCUCGGCCGGCCAGCCUGCUCUAGUGGAGAUCCACAACAUGGAGACGAUGCUGCAGGACACACCAGACCAAUCCGAGCUGCGCUCCUUCCCCGGACCGCUUUUGAAGGAGGAGACUCACAAGGUUGACGUGAUAAAGUUCUCCCAGAACAAAGGCCUGGAGUGUGCCCGCAACAACGACCUCCUGGACAAGGACUCGGCUGCCCUCCUCUGGGACUUCAUCGUGCUGCUGUGUAGGCAGAACGGGACCGUGGUUGGGACUGACAUAGCUGAUCUGUUGCUGAAGGAGCAUCGCUCAGUGUGGUUGCCGGGCAAGUCACCUAACGAGGCCAACCUGAUUGACUUCAACAACGAGCCACUGGCACGGGCCGAGGAGGAGCCUGGGACGGGACCAUUGUCCCUCCUAUCAGACACCUUCAUGACUGUCCCCGAGAACAUAGGCAAGGAAACGGAGCGCUUCAGGGAACUGCUGCUAUUUGGUCGCAAGAAGGAUGCCCUGGAGGCAGCCAUGAAGGGAGCUCUGUGGGGCCACGCCCUGCUGCUGGCCAGUAAGAUGGACAGCCGGACACAUGCUCGCGUCAUGACCAGGUUUGCGAACAGUCUGCCCAUCAACGACCCUCUGCAGACAGUGUACCAACUGAUGUCUGGGAGGAUGCCCGCCUCAGCCACUUGCUGUGGGGAUGAGAAGUGGGGCGACUGGCGCCCCCAUCUGGCCAUGGUGCUGUCCAACCUGACCCACACUUUGGACCUGGACACACGUACCAUCACCACCAUGGGAGACACUCUGGCUUCCAAGGGGCUAACCGAUGCGGCCCACUUCUGUUACCUGAUGGCCCAGGUUGGUUUGGGGGUGUUCACCAAAAAGAGCACCAAAAUGGUUCUAAUCGGCUCAAAUCACAGUCUGUCAUUCUUCCAGUUUGCCUCUAACGAAGCGAUCCAGAGGACGGAGGCAUAUGAGUAUGCCCAGUCUCUGGGUUCCCAGCCCUGCUCCCUGCCCAACUUCCAGGUGUUCAAGCUGAUCUAUGCGUGUCGCCUGGCCGAGGCCGGGCUGUGUGCUCAGGCCUUCCAUUACUGUGAGGUUAUCUCCAGGAGCGUGCUCAUGCAGCCGUCCUACCACUCUCCUGUGUUCACCAGUCAGCUGAUGCAGAUGUCUGAGAAGAUGCGAUUCUUCGAUCCACAACUGAAGGAGAAGGCAGAUCAGGAGCUCUUCAACGAGCCAGAGUGGCUGAUUAAUCUGAGACAGCUGGAUGGACAGAUGAGGACUGGAGUGAUUGCAUACAAUGCAGACAGGGCUACUCCUCAGCAGUAUGACUGCAGCACCCCCAAUUCUGAGUUAGAUCAGACCAGCCCGCCUGAGCCAUAUGCCCAGCCUCUGGACAUGGUUGGCCACACCUCUGACAACCCUCUGAUGACAUCACUCAUGCCCGGACCACCUCAGCAAGGGGUGCAGCUGAUGCCUCCAGCUCCCCCAACUAUCCUCCAGGACGGAAUGGUCUCCCAGCCGCCACACCCCAAUGAGGGGGUCCAGUUCUACCCAGUACCCCCCAGUCUCCCUGGACCACCUGGCCAGAUCCCUUUAUCAGGGUUCCCUCCCCAAGGCUCUGGCUUUGUACAACCUUACCAACCCCAGCAGCCCCAACCGGACAAAAAGGACAUGUUUCCUGGAGCUCAGCACCAGCAGAUGGCGCCACCACAGCAUCAGCAACAGAUGAUGCCCCCGCAAAUGCAGCAGCCACAAAAGAUGCCCUCUGACAAUUAUCAGCCGACGGGUCCACCGGAACUACAGCCUCCUCCCAUGUCCACCUCUCCACAGAGGAACACCUUCACGCCUCAGAUGGACUUCUAUGACCAAAUGGCUCACAUGGGCCCAGGAAGAAGAUCCAGGACUACUUCACAGUCCUCAAUGCAAAUGCAGCCUCCAGGUCGCCGCUCCCGCACCAUCUCGGAAUCUUCCACACACUCUGGAGGACGAGAGAGGAGCAACUCGGCAGCCAAGCAGUCCUCUCCGCCUCCACCCUCCAUCCCUGAGCAGGCCAAGAAGGACUCACCUAAAAAGGGAGGGGGGGGUGGGGGUGGCGGUUGGCUCAACUGGCUCUAUAGGAAGGGGAAGAAUGAAGCCCACCUUCCGGAUGACAAAAACAAAUCUAUUGUCUGGGACGAGAAGAAACAGAAAUGGGUCAACUUGGAUGAGCCAGAGGAGGAGUACAAGCCCCCUCCUCCUCCUCCCUCGGGUUUCCCUAAGAUGCUGGGACCCAUACCGGGACAAGGGGGUCCUGGAGGUCCCCCUACUGGUGGGCCGCCUGUCAACAUGUUCUCCAGGAGAGCAGGUACAAAGAGCCGCUACGUGGAUGUCCUGAACCCAGGUGGACCCCGUGCCAAGCCCGGUGGAUCGGCACCUGCCCCGUCAGACUUCUUUGCCCCGUUGGCUCCCAUGCCCAUGCCAGCCAACCUGUUUGUGCCCGGGGCAGAGGAACAGCAGCCCAUGGUGGGUAAUGUCCCAGAGACAGGAGAGAACCAGGAACAGAGCGACCCUAACCCCAGUGCUGUGCCACAGAUGUUCAACCCAACAUUGUUACCGCCCGGUCCAGUGGGGCCCCCUAUUGCCGCUGGGUCCCCGUCAGGAGAGGUGCCCCCGACUCCGCAGCCUCUGCCCCAGGGAGCUCCACCCUCUGGAGGCGUGACGUUCUAUAACCCCGCCCAGUUUGCACAGGCGAGUACUCCAUCGGGACGGCUUCUGUCUGGGAGGUUGGGCGGUCAGAGGGCAUACCCAGUGCUGAAGUAGAUAUCCAGCCUAGUUCAUCCUAAAACAGACUAUGGGUUUAACCACCCCCUGGGAAGCGCAUAGACACCUCAACUCCCCCUCUGAUGGACCCCCCCUUACACCCAAGACGAACACUACCACCAGUACCAUCAUCGUCAAACGACUAUACCACUCUUUCACUAAUUAAAAAAAAAAGAAAGAAAAUGUGUUAAUUAUUUGCAGGCAAGAUUGUCAUAAAGGGCUUUUUCAUGUGUCCAAACUGAGUUAGUUGGUACAAUGGAUCUUAAUGCACAUACUUAGCUUGAUUAUACUGUAUGUAACAACCUACUGUGGAGACAGACAUGCUAGUGUGUUCAGCUCUUAGACAACAUUCCCUCUACACACAUGCUGAGACAAAGGACUGUUCUGGUCCUAUUUUUAUCUAUUACGUGUGUCUUUGGCCCCUUACGUGUAUUAGUGUGUAAAAGAGCGUAGCACUUCGGGAGCUCAGCUCACUUGUUUAUACUAGUGUAUAUGACUCUUCAGUGUUCCCGUACAUACACUGAAGGUACUGUAGCGCUGAUGUGUGUGGAGUAUCAGUAGUGCAAUGCCUGCUGUGUUCACUCUCCCUCAUUCAGAUGUGCUCAGGUGUGAUGUGGGGUCCAGCAGAGGCAAUAGGAGUGACUGUCACGCCUCGCUACCCUAGGAGUUUAGAAGUUUGAGUGUUGGAAUGUUCAUUUUAGAUAUUUAUAAAAUGUUGCUGCCUACCAACACCUCAUUAUCAUGCACAAAGGUCUUAAGUCUCAACUAGGCUUCCUCUCUCCCAACUGAGUUUAGAAGCAGGCCUUUAGAGGAACAAGGAGUGAGCUGGGAUUCAGGGGCCUCAUUUAUAAACCGUGCGUGCAUACAAUAUUCCCCAAAAUGUGCAUGCGGCAGUUUCCACGAUCAAGUUGGCAUUUAUAAAAAUGUAAUGUGUUGUGAGAAUGUGCUCAGCUCCCCGUUUAGACCAUGCGUACGCACAUCUACUAGUGGCUGAAAUAUUGUAUUGCAAGCUGGCAAGUAAGUAUUUUGUGCAAAUGGGGGAUAUGAUGAAAAGCUUAUUCAUAAAAAAACUAAAAACAGGACAACAUAACACAAAUGCAGCCAUUUGCCAUUAGUUAGACAAGCAAAAUUCUUUAUUUAAUCUAAAAUAAACAUUUGAAUCUUUCUAUUUUCAUAACCAUUGCAGAAUAAAUUUCUCACCUUUUUCUAGCCGUAAUAGGUUCAUAUUCAUACAACAAAUUAGCAUGUGCAUCUCUCAUUUAAUUGGACCUAGGAGCCUAGUAAAUAGAUGGGCUGUAUUAAAUUGUGCAAUCCCAUAAUCUAGCCUACAGUCAAAUUUAAAAGGUGAAGUUUCUUUUACAUUGAAGUAGACCUAUGUAUGCUACUGGUAGCCUGCCUUAGACAAUUUUUCAAAAUUCACGGCCAGUCCCAUCAUAUUUAGGUGAAAAGUCGAUGCAAAACAUUGUUGAAUUUAAACGUUCUGCUGACAGGUCCACAAUCUGCCAUUUGUUUUCUCUUUCAUAAACUGUAUUGGAACAUUCUGCCAACACAGUAGUUUAUGUAAAAUAUUUGUGUAUAGGUAAGCUAUUGUAUUGCUGUGAGAGAAGCACAACAUUGCCAAUUUAAAUCAGACCCUAUACUAAGGCAGGACAUUGUUUCUAUCUAUUGAAAAACAAAAUAUUGAACCAUUUCUAUUUUGCACUUUAGUGUGGGCUGUAGCAUUUAGCCUACUUUUAAAGUGUUUCAAAAUAUAGGCUACAAUCAACCUUGCAGACAUCAGGCGCUCGCUAUAUGCAUGUUUAGUUUGAAUAACUUCCAAAACAUUCUGCCCACAGAAAUGUGAUCAAAAUUGCAAUUGCCCAUUUUAGAUACUGCCAUGGCCUAAUUCAAAAUUAUACAGCAAAUAGUGUGUUAUUGUCACCAUAACAUUUGGAGGUGUUUUCCAGGCAGAGUUUUAAUGUGCACCAAAUGUAUGAAUCUAAAUAUUUUUGUACUCCCUCUGGAUUUUCAGAAAUGUGUCAUGCGGAAAUGUGUGAACAGUUAUAAAUGAGGCCCCAGGACUAUAUCGGUCAAGUCACAGAUGACACCCUAUUUCCUAUAUAGUGCACAACUAGGUGGCUCAGGUCAAAAGUAGUGCAUGCACUUUAUAGGGAAUAGUCAUGGUGUCAUUUGACUACCAUUUUUAAAUGUCAUUAAUCUAUCCAAAUAUUUAUCUGAUCGAUUGUAUUUAUGAGCUGUAGUCAUGAGCAAAAGUGUGGAGAGCAAUUAUUGUUUUUGCUGAUUUAGCUUUGAAAUGUCAUUAAUAGAUUAUAUAAUACCUGGAUUCACGUUUGUAACUGCUGCUUCUGCAGAUUAACUAGCCCAUCAUUAAAUACAUCUGUGAAAGGAGCAAAUUUUACUCAAAACUGCCAUUUCCUUUUUGAUUUUGCUGUUGCUUUUGUCAACUUUGUUAUCCAAAAUUCCUUGCUUCCCCUUUGUGUUCUUGACUUUGUUUCUGUGUUGAACACCCAAUAAUUUUUUCCAAAGGUCCCCUUUUUGUCUGAGAAAAGCUGUUGAUUUUUCCUGUUUUGGAAUUCAACCCUGUAAAAUGGUAAUAAAUAAAGAUAUCUUUGCGCUCUUUA
Oncorhynchus mykiss (rainbow trout) is the source of this 9978-nucleotide messenger RNA. It is a transcript of the gene sec16a, whose product is annotated as SEC16 homolog A, endoplasmic reticulum export factor. The record is from RefSeq and is a predicted model, not a curated record. Gene Ontology annotation, cellular component: endoplasmic reticulum exit site; ER to Golgi transport vesicle membrane. Gene Ontology annotation, biological process: Golgi organization. NCBI's taxonomy places the organism in Eukaryota, Metazoa, Chordata, Actinopteri, Salmoniformes, Salmonidae.